Serpula lacrymans var. lacrymans S7.9 is the source of this 2777-nucleotide messenger RNA. RefSeq lists its product as uncharacterized. The record is from RefSeq and is a predicted model, not a curated record. The transcript has 11 exons. Gene Ontology annotation, molecular function: nucleosome binding. Bases 242 to 1576 code for a protein of 444 amino acids. Lineage: Eukaryota; Fungi; Basidiomycota; Agaricomycetes; Boletales; Serpulaceae. Gene Ontology annotation, cellular component: Swr1 complex.
CAGUUAUUCUAGAUUAGCCAGAGACAAGCACCCUGCAGUGUUUGCUUGGUUAUUGGGAAGAAACGAGGCAAGACGACUGGGCUGGGUGGCUGAAGAGGUUCUCACGCCCCCUUGUCCCUAGCCUUACACCGUAUUGAGCCUUUAUCUGCUUCUUGGAGAAAGAACACCCAGCUUGGACUCAGAACCUUGUGUGUCUGAUUCGCGAACAGGAUCGAGGCAGCAAGAGAAACGAAGAACACAAAUGAAACCCGCUUCCAUAGUUGUUAUAGACAAUGGAGCCUCCACGAUAAAAGCAGGUGUGGCGAGCGACGCGGCGAAGCCUGAGGAAGUCAGAAUAAUUCCCAAUGCUAUCGUCCGUUCAAAAGGUGACAAGACCACCUAUUUUGGCCACGAACUGGAACGCUGUCGCGAUUACUCCUCUCUUCAUUAUCGCUUACCCUUCGAAAAGGGUUACCUUGUAGACUGGGAUGCACAGAAGGCCGUGUGGGAUGGCAUCUUCUCCUCCCAAGUCUUAGGAGUAAACACGCCGGAAAACUCGCUCCUUAUUACAGAGCCCUACUUCAAUUUACCCAACAUUCAAGAUGUCUACGAUCAAUUCAUCUUUGAAGAGUAUGAAUUCCAUUCGUACCAUCGGUGUACACCUGCUUCGCUGAUCCCUCAUGGCCAGCUCUUUUUAUCCGACACCAAUCCCCCAGCAGAAUGCACGCUGGUUGUGGACUCGGGAUUCAGUUUUACCCACGUCAUCCCCAUUAUCAAUCAUCGAAUACAGUGGUAUGCCAUAAAAAGAUUAGACGUUGGAGGAAAAUUACUCACUAACCAGCUGAAAGAGCUCGUAUCUUACCGCCAAUGGAAUAUGAUGGACGAAACUUACAUCAUGAACCAUGUGAAAGAGUCAUGUUGUUUCGUUUCAAGCAGCUUCUCGCAAGAUUUGGAGAUGUGCCGUCUAAAGCCAAAACGGAAUCCGAUAGUCCAAGAGUACAUUCUACCAGACUUCUCUAGUAACCGAAAGGGGCGUGUCCGCCAGCCCCAUGAUACUGUCUCUGAAUCAGACCAAAUUCUUUUCAUGGAGAACGAGCGUUUUUCGAUUCCAGAAUUGAUCUUUCGCCCCGACGACAUCGGUUUGGAUCAAUCAGGGCUGGCACUAACCAUUGCGGCAUCCAUCUCGCUUUUGCCACAAGACCUUCAAGGCAUGUUUUGGGCAAACAUCGGCUUGAUCGGUGGCAAUACAUUAUUUCCAGGUUUUCAUGCUAGACUGUUGUCUGAGCUACGAUCGCUUGCCCCACUGGACUUUGAUGUUGCCAUCUAUCAGUGCGAUAACCCCAUUACUGAAGCUUACCAUUCUGCCGUCAACUUUGCCCGUCAGCCCGACUUUUUUGACCAUGUCGUUACCCGAGCGGAAUAUCUGGAAAGUGGGAGCAGUGCGUCUCGAAGAAAGUUUCCAGAUUGGCAGGUAGAUGAGAAAGACAAGGGGAAGGAAAAAGGUAAAGAAAACGAAGAUCAACUUGAAGACAGACCUCAGGCGAACAAAAAAGCUCGAACGAAGCCUCGCACGUUCUCAACCGUUCGACGUCGAUGAAUGACGGUUUUCAUUUGCUUUCACUACGUCACAGUCCACUUACGUUCAAUUCAAAGACCUAUACUGUGAUGUCUUGUUUUAGUCAGGUCCCUUCGCCAAUGCUACAUAUUUGUACUCGUGUGGUAAAGCCUCAGGCAUACUCUUUAUCUGUGAUUAGAUAUCAUGACGGUGCCGAUGAUUUCCGACCACUUUAUCCUUCGGCCCUUUAACAAACAACGGGGGCCUCCAGGGUUUUGACUCUACACAUAAACCGCUUCCCAUUACCCGUCUCCUUACGCGACACCGCCGAGUUACUGUGCUCGAUCUUUACCCAUUUAUCGCUCGCCUUCGCGAUAUCCCUCAGCGAUGCUAGAUUUAAAAUGAAAUAUCAAUCCCCUGAAAGCUAGCUCCAACGGCUCCCUAUCCUCGCCGCUAGUUCUAAUGUCGAGCCAAACCUCGGCAGGCACAGCGAACGAUGCGAUUCCAAUGUUGGAUGGAGAUCGAUCCACUUCAUUUGCGUUUGCCGCCGAACGAUCGAACAGGUCAUGAUCACCCCCCGCCCUAUCUUCAAAUCGGGAAAAAUCAUCAUGUUCUAGCUCGAAGACCAGAGAGGAAGCAUGUAUCUGUUCAAUCCGCAAUCGAACUCCGAACGUCGUCCAUUGCUUGUAGUCCAUCCACGGGAAUAACAAUGAGGUGCGCAGCAUGGAGUCUUGCAGCUCUGGGACACUGACAGGGGAUAUCGGAAGCCAGUGCAAAUCUGAUGGAUGAGGUGGCGCAAUCUUUGUCGCAAAAUUGACUAUCAAUUCGUUUACAAUUUGUCCGUCUUCAUCGCCUUCGUAGACGUGAGAUGCAGUAACAAGCCCAAGAUAGCGUCCUGGGGUGAAUUCCCUGAUCGCUCUUUGCGCCCUGGAAUCUUUCUCCAACGAGGCCUCUAGUUGUCCCGUAUCAAGUGCGAAAGCUACAUAUGUCCCAGGCCAUAUCUUCAGACGUUUCUGGCAAGAGGGAGAUGUGUCACCGUCAUUUGAGGCCGGUAUAUCUGACGACAAAUUGCCUAUCAAGCUUGGCCGCCGGGAAAGACAGAAGCUCCUAAAGUUAGAAGAGCUCGGGAAACCCGGACUGUUUGGCGGCGAGAAUGUUGGAGAAAGCGGUGACAAUGGAUGAAGGCUGGUUUGAUGAUCCAUGGUUCUUUGAUUUAUUUGAUCUUGCGCUGCACAUCUUUAUG